CCCAAUCGGUUUAAUCUCUUGCAUUAUUUCCUCUCCUGCUCGUCUCUCUCUCUCUUUCUCUCUCUUCACUGUCACUGCCUCCCAUCUCUGCGAAGAACAAAAUAACUCACUGAGAAAUCAAUUAACUUUGUUUUAAAGUAACUCGCUAAUUAUACAAGAAGAUCAGCUAAUUUCCUGCCCGUCUUUCGAUAUCUACACUACCUUUCGUUUAUUUUAUACAUUUUCUUAUUCUCGUGUUUCUGAAUCACAAACGGAAACAUCCUUUUCUAUGCGUUCUUCUUUUAUUUGGUUGGGCGUGAGUACGGGAAUGCAGCAGACCUGCUGAUAUUUCUGAGUCCAGAAUCCGAUGGGAAAUCGCCAGAUAUCGUGUUAAAUUGAAGCUAUGCUAGCUUUUUUGGGCGUUUCAUGGAGUUAAUUUUCCGGUAUGGUUCAUUUACCGGCCGCGGAUUUCGUAAUCAGCAACGACUUGCGCUCAUUUUUUUAGAGAUUGUAUUGAUAUUAUUAUGGUUGAAAACUGCAAAUGGAAAGUCCAAAGAGGCCCAAUUGCAAUGGCAAGGCAUGGAAAGUGUUAGCAAAAGCAUUGCCUCACAUUCGUGCAUUCAUGACCGUAUAAUUGAAGAAAGGAGGAAACCAGGUCGCAAGGUAUACUCAGUUACUCCGCAGGUUUAUGAUGAGCCUGCUACCUCAAAACGCCUUCACCGCAAAGGAAGGGCAUUGCUUGGAAUUUCUGAAGCCUUAGGGCAGCAAAGGGAUGCAAAGCAGCCUAUUAGAAUAUAUUUAAAUUAUGAUGCUGUUGGUCACUCACCUGAUAGAGAUUGCCGAAGAAUUGGUGACAUUGUGAAGCUCGGGGAGCCUGCUUUGAGUACUCUGCCUGGAACUCAUUCCUGCAAUCCUCAUGCUGAUCCUCCUGUUUAUGGUGAUUGCUGGUAUAACUGUACUUUAGAUGAUAUAUCUGGGGAAGACAAAAAGCACCGCCUUCGCAAGGCUUUGGGGCAGACAGCAGAUUGGUUCAAGAGAGCUUUAGCUGUUGAGCCUGUGAAGGGAAACUUGCGCUUAAGUGGAUAUUCUGCAUGUGGACAAGAUGGCGGUGUGCAACUUCCUCACGAAUAUGUUGAAGAGGGUGUCGCAGAUGCAGACUUGGUACUCCUGGUGACUACAAGACCUACCACCGGCAAUACGCUUGCAUGGGCUGUGGCCUGUGAACGUGAUCAAUGGGGCCGUGCAAUUGCUGGGCAUGUGAAUGUUGCUCCUCGGCAUUUAACGGCUGAAGCAGAGACAUUACUGUCGGCUACACUAAUUCAUGAGGUUAUGCAUGUUCUUGGUUUUGAUCCCCAUGCCUUUGCACAUUUUCGAGAUGAGAGAAAAAGAAGACGUGCUCAGGUUACUGAACAAGAAAUGGAUGAAAGACUUGGGCGCAUGGUGACACGUGUAGUGCUUCCACGUGUUGUUAUGCACUCACGACACCAUUAUGGGGCCUUUUCUGAAAAUUUCACUGGAUUAGAGUUAGAAGAUGGGGGAGGGCGUGGAACUUCAGGGUCUCACUGGGAAAAGAGGCUUCUGAUGAAUGAGAUUAUGACAGGGUCAGUAGAUACCAGAUCAGUAGUUUCAAAAAUGACUCUGGCACUAUUGGAGGAUAGUGGAUGGUAUCAGGCUAAUUAUAGCAUGGCAGACCGUCUUGACUGGGGACGCAACCAGGGAACUGAGUUUCUUACUUCUCCAUGCAAUCUUUGGAAGGGAGCAUAUCAUUGCAAUACAACACAGUUAUCAGGCUGUACAUAUAACAGGGAGGCAGAAGGUUACUGCCCAAUAGUAAGUUAUAGUGGAGAUUUACCUCAGUGGGCUCGUUAUUUUCCACAGGCUAACAAAGGUGGUCAGUCUUCAUUGGCUGAUUACUGUACGUACUUUGUGGCCUACUCUGAUGGAUCUUGUACGGACAUCAAUAGUGCACGGGCACCUGACAGAAUGUUAGGGGAAGUGCGAGGGAGCAACUCAAGGUGCAUGGCCUCAUCGCUAGUACGUACUGGUUUUGUUAGAGGUUCCAUGACUCAAGGAAAUGGCUGUUAUCAGCACAGAUGUGUAAAUAACUCCUUAGAGGUUGCUGUAGAUGGGAUUUGGAAAGCGUGUCCUGAAUCUGGUGGACCGGUUCAGUUCCUUGGUUUUAAUGGUGAAUUGAUUUGUCCGGCCUACCACGAACUUUGUAGCAGUGUCCCAGUUUCUGUGUUUGGGCAGUGUCCCAAUUCCUGUAAUUUUAAUGGAGAUUGUGUUGAUGGAAAGUGUCGCUGUUUUCUUGGGUUUCAUGGUCAUGAUUGUAGUAGUCGAUCCUGUCCCAGCAAUUGUAAUGGACAUGGCAAAUGCCUGAUGAACGGGAUCUGUGAAUGUGAAACUGGUUUUACUGGCACUGACUGUUCCACCGCUGUAUGCGAUGAACAAUGCAGCCUUCACGGAGGAGUCUGUGAUAAUGGAGUUUGUGAAUUCCGCUGCUCUGACUAUGCCGGGUAUACAUGCCAAAACAGCUCCAUGCUCCUCUCCAGCCUAUCAGUCUGCAAAAACGUACUGGGGAGUGAUAUAUCUGGGAAACACUGUGCGCCAAGUGAACCGAGCAUACUGCAACAGCUCGAGGAAGUUGUUGUCAUGCCCAACUACCACCGCCUGUUCCCUGGUGGUGCUCGGAAAUUAUUUAAUAUCUUUGGCAGCAGCUACUGUGAUGAAGCUGCCAAAAGACUAGCUUGCUGGAUCUCGAUCCAGAAAUGUCAUAAUGAUGGGGACAACAGACUUCGGGUGUGUCAUUCAGCAUGUCAUUCAUAUAAUUUAGCAUGCGGAGCAUCACUUGACUGCUCAGAUCAAACUCUUUUCAGUAUUGGCGGAGAGCAAGAAGGUCAGUGUACAGGAAAAGGUCUGAUAAAAUUGUCAUGGUUUAGUCGAUAUUGGAAUACCGAGUCGUCUAAUGAUAGCUCUUCGGAUAAAUCAUCUGUAUAAUAUAGGCAGCAUUAGGUUUUUUUAUUUUAUUUUAUUUUUUUCUUUUAAAUUUUCCUUUUGUUUUUGAGUUGUCUUUUUCUUUUGUUGUUAAAUCUUGGCUUGUAAUUUUUCUAGGGUGUAGAGAAAGUUUUGGCACAUAAUGCCGUGCCCUAGAGGGUAGAGGUAGUGUCCAAUUGUGUUGAGCCCAAGUUAUUUGAUUAAUUUGGGUGAGGUUGGGCUUUCAAGAAAAGAAAGCCAUUUGUAGAGAUAUUGAAAAGAAAGAGAGAGAGAGAGAGAGAUAGAAACAACAAAAAGCAAUGUUUGGCCGAAGGCCUUAUUAGCAGAAAAGGAAAAGCCUAGUGUUCUAUUUGCAAA
This is a messenger RNA of Carica papaya (papaya), 3330 nucleotides long. RefSeq names its product metalloendopeptidase / zinc ion binding protein. NCBI's taxonomy places the organism in Eukaryota, Viridiplantae, Streptophyta, Magnoliopsida, Brassicales, Caricaceae. Gene Ontology annotation, molecular function: metalloendopeptidase activity. Gene Ontology annotation, biological process: cell adhesion; proteolysis. Gene Ontology annotation, cellular component: cytoplasm; membrane. The record is from RefSeq and is a predicted model, not a curated record.